Salvelinus namaycush (lake trout) is the source of this 806-nucleotide messenger RNA. RefSeq lists its product as uncharacterized. The transcript has 6 exons. The record is from RefSeq and is a predicted model, not a curated record. Bases 24 to 806 code for a protein of 260 amino acids. Lineage: Eukaryota; Metazoa; Chordata; Actinopteri; Salmoniformes; Salmonidae.
UGGAACGGAGAGUGACACACAAUAUGAAAUACUACACAGUUGAGACUGGCAAUACUUUGGAUUCUCAUAUUCAGUUUAUGAGACGACUCAACAACACCACAAGAUGUUUUACGGAAGUGAAGUCGCCAGUGGAGAGUGAUGUCAUCAUGGCUUUCUGUCCCAUCGUCUCCCGCGCCGGGACUGAUAUUGAAGCAGCACUGCAACAGAUUCCAACUGGUAAAGAUGUCCUUCUGGUAGUGCUGCAUCACACCUUCAACCCAGACUACACUGUACCUGACAGCAGCAGACUAGUGACCAGAAGUGAUGUAAUACUCACAGUGGACUGUCUGUUCCAUGAGAGCCAGGGAGGACUACUGAACUGUCCUCGCAAUGAUGCAGCAGUCAGCAGGGUUCUGAAGAGACUGAACAUACAGCCAAAGAUUGGAGCUGAAGAACGGAUCAGAAUCCCUGAGCAGGGUAACAGGCGGUUUAUGAGACGACUCAACAACACCACAAGUUUUACGGAAGUCGAGUCGCCAGUGGAGAGUGAUGUCAUCAUGGCUUUCUGUCCCAUCGUCUCCCGCGCCGGGACUGAUAUUGAAGCAACACUACAACAGAUUCCAACUGGUAAAGAUGUCAUUCUGGUAGUGCUGCAUCACACCUUCAACCCAGACUACACUGUACCUGACAGCAGCAGACUAGUGACCAGAAGUGAUGUAAUACUCACAGUGGACUGUCUGUUCCAUGAGAGCCAGGGAGGACUACUGAACUGUCCUCACAAUGAAGCAGCAGUCAAGAAGAUUAGGCUGAAGCUUGACAUGGUAUGA